This is a messenger RNA of Nannizzia gypsea CBS 118893, 1548 nucleotides long. RefSeq lists its product as hypothetical. The transcript is spliced from 2 exons. Lineage: Eukaryota; Fungi; Ascomycota; Eurotiomycetes; Onygenales; Arthrodermataceae. Bases 1 to 1548 code for a protein of 515 amino acids. The record is from RefSeq and is a predicted model, not a curated record.
AUGGCUUCUGCCUCAAGACCAAACCCUAGCUUCGCGUCAACCAGGUUAACAACCAGAAAUCAUAGCGGAGGCCCACCGCUCACGCAGGUCGGAGGGAGGCCAACACGGAGCGCGCAAAAGAGAGCUGCGGAAACAGAGAGCCAAUCGCCCGACGAUUCGACAGAACAACUGAGCCAUGCAUCGACAAAGCGAAAGGCCGAGCCUGCGACUGAUGAUGAACCUCUUGCUUCCAGUGAUGAGGACGAGUACGACGACUUCGGAGAGGUAGAGGAGGUAUCACCAAUUCGUGAUCCGCAGAAGAGGACUCUAUUCUCGCCAAGGGACUUAAACUACCAUAUACAGCAGAGUGAUGCUACAAAAUACUUGUCGAAAGGCCGCCUGGAGGGGAGAGAUAGUUCGGAAAUAAAAAAUUCGCCGGGGAGACGGAAGGUUGCGCCUACACCUAAGAAGAAGCAAAUCAACACAUCUAGGAAACCAGUGGUUAAACGCAAUAUCAGGAAACCUGCAACUCACCCUUCCCAAAAAGAUAAGGAUGAGGAGCCCAUUUUUGCUGCAUUUCCAAAUCAAGUCCGAAAACAAAAGCAGUACUCGUCAAAGGCAUCUCACAACAUCCAUGCUUCAACGCCCCUGAAAAAACAGACAGCGCGCGAAUUGGAAAUGGAAUCUUCGAGCGAUUCGGACGAUGGCCCUGAACAGUCACAUAAAUCCCAAACAGACAAAGGGCCCCGGUUUAAGGAUCCCACCUCCUUUAUGGAAGCCCACGUUGCAAUUCCAGCUAGCUCUUGUCAUGAAAAUGAUUUUGACAUGCUAGAACUCAGCGAUGGAUUUGAAGCCGUGUCCCCCUUGAGCUCCGUAUCUUCGUCUUUCUCCGUGCAUAUACCCCCUGAAAUCCAAGAGGAGAUUGACCGUCGCACAGCUGCAGUUACUGUGUGCCCAGUGUGCGAGGUACCUGUGGAUGUGGAGCUGUUCAAAUCUUUCAAAUCAAUGGAAAGGAUGGGCCAGCAAUCUCGGUUCUGUUUGUUACACAGGAGGAAAUCUGCAGAAAAGCAGUGGAAAGAAUGUUGUUAUCCAACAAUAGACUGGGGCUCAUUCCAGGAGCGCAUUGAAAGCCACUUUGCAGAAUUGGAAAGAAUGUUGCUACCUGAUAGUGUCUCGGUUUAUCGAGAAUUGUUAAAAUCAUCCGCACAGGAGUGCAACAAGCAAGGGAACUUUCGCCUUAGCAUUACUAACUCUGAACUAGAAAAGAUGACCACUGGGUAUUAUGGGGCGCGAGGUGCAAAAAACAUGAUGGAAGCUAUUGUUACUCGCUUUGCUCCACGAGUGCGAGAAUUAGCGUUAUCAGACUCACUUGUAAAGGCGGUCGGAGUUUCCGGUUAUGUCCAAGCAGUGCUUGUUCCAGAACUGACAACAACGCUUGUGAAGGAAGACAUGAAUGUUGACGAAGAGGAGGCUAGGCGCAUCAUGCAAGAAAGCAUGGAGAUUGGUGAUCUCUUGAACCCGCAAAUUGACGAUACUAUGGAGCUAAGGAACGAAAGUCUGGGCAUCUAG